Messenger RNA from Saitoella complicata NRRL Y-17804, 693 nucleotides. RefSeq lists its product as uncharacterized. NCBI's taxonomy places the organism in Eukaryota, Fungi, Ascomycota, Saitoellomycetes, Saitoellales, Saitoellaceae. The transcript has a single exon. The record is from RefSeq and is a predicted model, not a curated record. The coding region runs from base 23 to 655 and encodes 210 amino acids. Gene Ontology annotation, molecular function: nucleotide binding; nucleic acid binding.
UCGACAGAGAUGCUACGACGAGAUGCGUCCUCUCCGCAAUCGGCUUGCCAACGAAAACGAAGUGCGUCCCGCAUCGGUCUUUGCGGAUCAGGUUUUGCUGGAUAUGGCAACUUCCUUGCCCGAGAGUAUUGGUGAACUGUUGAAGAUCGACGGCGUGACUGAAGACAAGGUCCUCCGGUACGGGAACGCCUUCAUGACUAUUAUCAAGAAAUUCGCACAGGAAAAGCGUGACAAUCUCGGUGAUGUCGAUAUGAGAGCCGGUGCUGGUGGAGGUACGCCUGACGAGCCCUUCGAAAUCGAUGAUUUUGAGAACGCAGACUUUAUCGACGAUGAUCAGACUGAGACAAGUCCACAUUUCAUUGCGGAGACACAGCAGCCAAGGCAACAAGCGGAUUUGGUUAACCAGUUUCGUCAACAGUUCAGCAGUCUUGGAUUCAAGAGGUCGAACACGACGGCUAGCAGGUCUGCCGCAUCGAGCGCACCUGCACGUGGACGGGGUGGAGCAAAGAACUUCCGUGGUCAAAGUAGGAGAACAACGAGCAAUGGAUCGAGGAGCGCUGGCGGCAGCGGCGGAAGCAGGAGUGGAGGAUCCAGAGGAGGGAGCAGGGGAGGCAGAGGAGGACGAGGUGGAAGCAGCAUUAUCAGGCCAAUGUAAAGGCAAGCUUAUCUCAGGAUCGGAGUUUUGUGUUAUCG